AACUCAGAAGACGACAUCUCUUUAGUUUAGUCUAUCUAUCUAUCGGUGGUGAGUGAAUAAUGAAUACUUACACCUAUACAUACACCACCAUUCUUGUACUCAUCCUUGCUCUCGUCAGACUCUUGUGAAAUCCCAUGCCUGCCCUCCUUAUCCAACCCACACGUGGUGUUCUUCCCCCAAAACCCAGACCCGUUUUGGUCAACUUACGCCACCCUCACUCACAUAUCCCUUCUUGCUUCCUCCCUCCGUUACCAUUACCCCUGCUUUGUCUUUGAAAUAAUAAAGAGACAAAAAUGGAGCACCCGUUUUUCACGACGGCCGCUACUCGGGCGGAGGCUUUGCGCUGGCUCACAAUCGCGGAGAAGCUGCUGUCGGCGCGUGACCUGUUGGGGAGCAAGUCGUUCGCCACACGCGCACGUGAGUCUGACCCCACCCUCGCCCCCGCCGACGAAAUUCUUGCGGUGGUGGACACGCUCCUUGCUGGGGACAGGCGGAUCGGGAAUAAUCAGCCCGACUGGUACUCUAUCCUCCGGUUAACACCCUCGCAGGGCCGCGAUUCCGAGCUCAUUGCCAACCAGUACCGCGGCCUCGUCCUCCUACUGAACCCGCAAAGCAAUAAAUUCCCAUUUGCUGAACAGGCCUUCCGCCUCGUCAUCGAAGCCUGGUCUGUUCUCUCCAACCCUUCCCGGAAAUCAUUGUAUGAUAAGGAACUUGCGUUUUAUUUGCAGCCGCAGCAGCACCAACCCGACCCAUUUAACGAACCCAUACCAGCAUUGCAGCAGAACUUCAUUUUCUUUGGGGGUGGCGGUGCGAGUAGCGUCGCCCAGCCGCAGGUGCAUGGCGGUGGAAGUAGCAGCGGCUUUGGUGCCAGUCACUACGCGCAAGUUCAACAGGUACAUGGGCAGCCGCAGGUUGACCACGUGGUUGGUGGGUCGAACCGCGAACCCCAAAAUUUUAUGGGUUUCCCUUCGGGUUCUCAUUUUGUUUUCGGGUCUGGUUCCGGCUCUAAACCGAGUCACGAACCGGUCAAUAAUCAGGUAGAAGAAAGUUAUUCGACUUUCGCUGGUAAUGUGGGUUCUGAUUCUGGGCCAGGCCAGGAGCAAUUGGACAGUAAACAGAAAGAAUCGCAAGAAAUUUACUCAAAUAUUAGUGAUAAAUCAAUUCAUGAUGAUGUGAACGAGAGUGAGAAUGUAGGAGAGACGAUAGAGGAUGAGGAAGAUUUGGACAGAAUGGAGUUGGAGGAGGAGAGAGUUGAUUCACCGGAGGACAACAAUGUAUCAACUUUCUGGACAGCAUGCCCUUACUGUUAUUAUAUGUAUGAGUAUCCUAGGUUGUAUGUUGAUUGUACAUUGCGUUGUCAGAACUGUAGGAGUGCGUUUCAGGCUGUGGUCAUUCCAUCGCCACCGCCAAUUGUGGAUGGGCAAGAAGGGUACUUCUGUUGCUGGGGCUUUUUGCCUAUGGGUUUCUCAAUGGAGAAUUGGGAGAAAAAUAAGGGUGCUGCUUCAGCCUGGACACCUUUUUCGCCUAUGUUCACUUGCCCACAAAUGGUUAAUAAUGCGAGCAAGAAGGCUGGUAGCUGGAAGAGCUCUGCUCCUAGGGUUUACGUUGACGACGACGAGGUUUUCGUGGAGAUAUCUGGCUCAAGUGAGUCUGACGGUGACUGGCAGGAUGAUAGGGAGAAGAAAAGGAAGAAUAAAGGAAAAAAUGUCUUAGGAAACGAGGCUACUACAACCCCCGGUCGAAGUGCGAGGGAAGUGCUUCCGGAUAUAGGCAAGAAUGUGAAUGUGGCUGAAGCCCUUGAAGCUCCAGACAUGGUGGAGAUGCCUAAUAAGACAACUGGUGAGCCGAGCAAGAUGGCAGUGAUGGCGAAUGCAAGGAAGCAACCUGGCAAGGUUGCGAAGAAUUUUGGGAAGUUAGAUUUGAAUGUGGAGUUCAGCAAUGAGGUUGAGGAACCUGCACCAGGUAUGAACCAAGGGAAUGGACCAGGCCGUGCAGAGGAUGAUAACAUUGAAGGGAUUGGUUUCUUUGAGGGUCUUGAUGAAUUUCUUAGCAGUCUUCCGAUUCUUAACGUUGUAGGAGGUGACGACAAAGUUGUCAAGGCUGCUUGAUAUAGUAAGAACCUUUUUGGUCGUAACUGUAAGUAGUUGCGAGGUUGUCAAGGGUGUUUAAUGUAGUAAGACUUUUCUUUUCUCGUAAUUUUGACUUGUAGUAAAUGAUGUAGAUCAACUUGGAUACUGUACUUCUGCUUUUCUUAUGUUUUAAUUAUAUGUAUAUCUUGAAGCUGCA
This is a messenger RNA of Sesamum indicum (sesame), 2286 nucleotides long. RefSeq lists its product as uncharacterized. The record is from RefSeq and is a predicted model, not a curated record. NCBI's taxonomy places the organism in Eukaryota, Viridiplantae, Streptophyta, Magnoliopsida, Lamiales, Pedaliaceae.